Molecule: messenger RNA, 3073 nt
Organism: Anguilla rostrata (American eel)
Lineage: Eukaryota; Metazoa; Chordata; Actinopteri; Anguilliformes; Anguillidae
Product: sentrin-specific protease 3-like
Exons: 11
Coding region: 340-1989 (549 amino acids)
Biological process (GO): proteolysis; protein desumoylation
Cellular component (GO): nucleus
Molecular function (GO): deSUMOylase activity
Source: RefSeq, a predicted model, not a curated record
GUCUUGGUAGCAAGCCGAGCGAGGCUGGUUUGCGUUCUCAUAGAACGUCAACAUAGCAAGCUAACCAGCUGACAAUAUAAACUCUCUAUAUUGUACGAGGGCGUCUAAACAACAUUAUUUAACUUCGACUUAAUAGAUUUCAUUGCUAGUCUAUUUUACGAGUGAACUGGCUAACAUUAGAGUUAGCUACACGCGUUUAAUUCGUAGCGAAGAUUCGUAGCCAAAUGACCUGUUAGCAUAACCAGCAUACUCCUUUAUGACACUUUGAGUGAAAGGUAACCGCUAGUUAUACUAGUUUUCCAGCUUCAGUCGUUAACGUUGGUGAACUUAAUCUACAGUAUGGUACCUACACGCAAAGCUAACCUAGCCAGCGAGGGUGGUGGAGGGCUGGCACGGGUAGUGGGGUGUACGUGGACCAUGAGAGAUAGUGGCGGCAGCCUGGCACAGAGUCGCUGGCAGAGUGAACUUGCCCUGGCUGGGGGCCAGGAAGGCAGUGGUGGAGGGGGCAUGGCAGGAAGGCAUCUCAUGGACACCUCUUCAACUCACCAUGCCCCCAGUCCUGUGCACCUCAAACUAGGCCUUCAGCCCAGAAGUUGGGAAGCGGAAUUUAUGGACCCUAAGGAAGAGGAUGGUGAUGAUGAAGAGAUAGAUUAUCAAGGUGGCAGCUGGGGGGAAAAAGUGGAUAUGGAGUGGGAAGCUCCACCAUUGUUGCAACUGCAGCUGCAACCACAGCAACAGUCUGGGCAUGAUACCGGGAACUUACCUGAUAGCCCUAAUGAAUCACUGCUCAGUGUGCUCAGGCCUUUUCAGCUGAGGCGGUGGCAGAAGAACCGGACUCUUGGGAGCCUACGAUGUCACUUGGCCCACCACUGGAAAACCUGGCGCCAGCGGGCCCAGAGGGUGGGGAUUUUGGGGCACAGGUUGCCCAAGAAGUUGCGCCAUUACAGAUGGUCUGGACGACAACAGCAUCUGAAUCUUAAGCUUAGUGGCAUCCAGACAGGAGAAGAACUUCUGAAAGGAGCUCCACUUGCCCUGCAGAGGGGAGCCAAGACUGACUCCCAAUUCUGUGGAGUGAAUGGCUUCCCUGGAGACUUCCGGAUUGGAAUUAGAGGAAGUGACUCAAUCUCAGAAGCCUCAGUUGAUGACCUUGCAGGCCCGCAUGACAAUUCCGCAUCCCAGAGCAUACAGAAUGCCCUGACUGAUGAACAAUUGACCUGUGUGCAAGGGAUACUGGACAAGUCUUUGCAGCAGUACGGCAGCCUUAUCCCCAUCCAUGUAGACGAGGUGGUGGAAAAGCUGCAGGACAUCUUCAGUGAGAGCUUCUCUCAGUCACACAGGAAGGCAGUGGUGCAGCACACAAUCCUCCAGCGGUUGUCGGGCACUGCCGUGGUGCGUGGGUUCCGUGUAAACUACAAACGACAUGUCCUCACAAUGGAUGACCUCACCACUCUCUAUGGACAGAACUGGCUCAACGACCAGGUCAUGAACAUGUAUGGGGAUCUGGUGAUGGACUCUGUGCCAGACAAGGUUCAUUUUUUCAAUAGCUUCUUUUAUGACAAAUUGAGGACAAAAGGUUACGACGGGGUCAAACGUUGGACAAAAAACGUGAACAUCUUCCAGAAAGAUCUUUUGCUGAUUCCCAUUCAUUUAGAAGUGCACUGGUCACUGGUUUGCGUGGACAUCCCACGACGAGCCAUUACAUAUUUCGACUCCCAACGCACCCUCAACCGCCGCUGCCCGAAGCAUAUUGCAAAGUACCUCCAGGCAGAGGCUGUCAAGAAAGAGCAGAAAGACUUUCUCACAGGGUGGAAAGGCUUUUUCAAAAUGAAUGUAGCCCGGCAGAAUAAUGACAGUGACUGUGGAGCUUUUGUUCUCCAGUACUGCAAGUGCCUGGCAUUGGGGCAGCCAUUCAGCUUUGGCCAGCAAGACAUGCCCAAGCUGAGGAGACUCAUGUACAAAGAACUGUGUCACUGCAAGCUCUCGCUGUGACACUGAGCAAAGGAGUGGGGUAGUGUGAGAGAGGCCACCCAUUUAUCCUCUUUCACCAUCCAGAACUCUGCAUACAGUGGACAUUUUUUUCUCCCCUUGUAAUUUAUCUUCCAGCCCUGAUUUUUUAUUUUCAUGUUGGAAUUUUCUUUUUUUGGGCCAAGACUGACUGAGGCCAGCUGGGGAAAGUACGACAUAAUACACAUUUGGACUGUAAGGAUCUCUAUACAGACUGUCACCUUUUGAGUCUGGCCAAAUGAUGGCAUGCUAGGAUUGGAAGAGUAAUUGCUUUUUCAUUUCUAAUUCUUUUUAUGACAGUAACUGGUAAGCUAUGCUUAUUGAAAAAGAUAAGGUGAGGUUUGGUAAUUCUUAUUUUUUAAAUAAAUAAUGGACGGUGUCAGGUAUAUAAUAUAUUUUUAAACUAUGGUUACUAUGUUCUAAGUAUUAAUGUUGCUGAAUAUCCUUUUUUGGAGGGGUGGAUAUGGCUUAUUGCAGGGAUACUCAAAUCUGGCCCUCGAGGUCAAUAGUAGUUUUGAUUUUCUCUUCUGCCCGAUAGUCCAUAGUCCAGUAAUGUCACAGAUUGGCCAGAGAUAACACUCACCUGACAUGUCAGGUUUAAAUCGGUCCCUCCCAGGGGGGAGGAAUAAAAACCAGCAGUAAUACUGGACCCCGAGGGUCAGAUUUGAGUACCUCUCACUUAGUGGAACAAAGUCAACUGUUUUAUAUAUUCAAAAUUGCAUUGUGAUGUCAGUAACUGAAAUAAACUAAAGGUUGAGACAAGGAAAUAAUGAAAAGCAAGAUUUCCUCUCACACCUGCUGCAUUGAAAUCAUUGUGAAAUACAGAAAUUCACGUCCAAUUGAGCCACAUAAAGGCAUAUGUGUUUAAAGUUUGUAUUUAAAGUAGGCAAAAUUACUAGUCGAAAUGGACUGUGUGACCUGUUCUCAUUGUGACAAAUUAUGUUUUACUCAUGUUCUUAGUUCAUUUUCAGUAUAUAGUAAAGGCCAUUUGCUAAUUGAGAGAAUGCAACUGUGCAAGAGUGAAUUGAGAUAUAAAGUUUCUGAGCUCUAAGCCUAUGGAUUUUUCUAA